Messenger RNA from Ceratotherium simum simum (southern white rhinoceros), 2010 nucleotides. Lineage: Eukaryota; Metazoa; Chordata; Mammalia; Perissodactyla; Rhinocerotidae. The record is from RefSeq and is a predicted model, not a curated record.
AUGCUAGAGGCUGCUGUGAAGCCAUUACCUUAUGUUUUUCCUGCAAGAAAUAUUUCUCUCAAGUGCAUGCAAGACACUAAUGAAUUCCUUUCUGAUCUGAAUUCAGUGGAUCCCAAAGAGUACGCUCUAAGAAUGUAUGACUCCGUCGGGAAGCUUGGGAGCAAUGUUCUUAACGGAAAUGUGGACAGGCUGGGAUCUUACAGUGAAUGCCUCUCCACCCACGCCCCCUCGGGGAGCUUCUGGGGGCAGUACUGCAAGCUUCACAUCCUGGAGGAUGGAGCUGACUACAGUGUGGGCGUGUGUGUCCCUGAUUCCUGUGCUGAAGACGAUGUGACUGCGCUGUCUCAGCUGGAUACUUUAAGAUUCAGAAAUGCUUCAUUUUUGGCCCCUUCUGUCUCUCUCUUUACAAUAAAUUCUUCCUCUUCGUCUGGUGGGGGUGUGGCAAGAUGUGCUACUGGAAUGUUCCCUCUCGACACAUUUGUCGCCGUGUGUCUGUUCCUCACCUUGCUGGGCCACGCCCUUCCUCUGGCUGGAACUGUCUAUGUGGCAGCCACAGGCAUGCAGCUUCUCAGGGAGCUGAGGGGAGCCAGGACACAAGGUCGCCUGGUGGCUCGGGCACUGCUGAUUGUGCUGUGGCAGAGCCAGUUCCUGCGGCUGUGCCACGUGCCCCUCUGUUUUCAUACCUGUGCCUUGGCCGGAUUUCUAGGAGCCGUGGACCGUGCUCUGAGAUGCUUUUCUUGGCAGAAGAAUGUACCGGCCAUCUGGACUACGAAGAUGCCAGGAAGCACAUGCUCAGCACUGAAUGGCAUCCGAGUCGUGAGCCUCCUCUGGAUCAUGUCGGGGCACACCAGUCAGAUGACCGCGUGGCUGUCUCUGGAUAAUGUGCUUGAAUGGAAAACCAGAGUGCUUAAAAACCCACUGUACCUUUUUUCUCGGAGUGGCCCAUUCUAUCUUGGGGUUGACACAUUUUUCCUGAUCAGUGGUUGGUUAAGUGCAAGGUCAUUUUUAAAGAUGCUUCAGAAUUCAGACAAGGGAAUAACUGCUAAUCUCAUACUCAGAUACUAUUUCAAUCGCCUUACAAGCUUGCAGUCUCUUCACUUGUAUUCAAUGUGCCUGUUAGUUGGAUUGUUCUCCCUUGUUCCCUGGGGACCCGUCUGGGAAGUGCCCAAGUUCCACCUGGAUAACUGCCGGGGAGCAUGGUGGACCAAUUUGCUGCUGCUUACUAAUUUCUUGUCGGUCCAGAAUGCGUGCAGUGGCUGGACGUGGUACCUUGCCAGAUUCCAGUUCCAUCUCACGACGCCGGCGAUCACCUUCAUCUAUGGAAAAAGUAAACACGUCCUUGUCCUCCUCGGGGCCAUGCUGUUCUUGGCGUCUUUCACCGCCACUGCUCUGCUCACACUGGAUUAUGACCUUCCGGUCGCAGCUCCGUCAGAAGCAAGUGAAAAUGCAACUACGUUGUAUUUCUUGGAGUACUACACUAAGCCCUACUGCUGAUUUGGGCCAUUCCUCGUGGGCCUCUUUCUGAGCAUUUUCAUGCACCAAAACCACCAGGCAAACAUUCUCAAGACCAAGGUGCAGGCUCUGCAGGGGUGGAUUUGCUCCCUGUCUACCCUGUUCGCGGUGGUCGCUCUGGCGUACGCAGUGGACGACACCUCCGCCACCUCUUCAGCUGCCGCUGCUCUCUACCAGGCGCCCCACCGGACCCUGUGGGCGGCGGCCGUGGGCUGGGUGGUGUUUGCCUGUCAGGAAGGCUAUGGAGCUCUGGUAAACCGGCUGCUUUCUUGCACCAUCUGGAGUUUCCUGGGCAGCAUCAGUUACGCUUGCUGUUUGGGGCAGCCCUUCCUCAUGGUCCUCUACAACGGCCCUCAGGAAACGCUGCUUCACUACACAGACACCAACACGUUCUAUCUUUUCUCUGGACACUGCUUGCUGACCGUCAUCACUGGGCUGGCCCUGAGGCUGUUCAUUGAGAAACCAUGUCAGGACCUGAAGGCAUGCCUUCUGGGAUGA